This is a messenger RNA of Nematolebias whitei (Rio pearlfish), 804 nucleotides long. RefSeq names its product centrosomal protein 19 (gene cep19). The coding region runs from base 118 to 600 and encodes 160 amino acids. The record is from RefSeq and is a predicted model, not a curated record. Gene Ontology annotation, cellular component: spindle pole; ciliary basal body; centriole. Lineage: Eukaryota; Metazoa; Chordata; Actinopteri; Cyprinodontiformes; Rivulidae. The transcript is spliced from 2 exons. Gene Ontology annotation, biological process: microtubule anchoring at centrosome; trans-Golgi to periciliary membrane compartment transport.
UACCCUGGUAACGCUGCUGUGCUCGGCGGUGGGUGCCUUGUUUUACAAAUUAUAUUGAAGAUAAAAUUAGUUUAGCUGUUGAAUGGAGGUCAGAUUAAACUACGUUUUUUUAAUUCCAUGAAGAUGAGUUUCGAGGCAAAGCGAUGCGGAGUACAGUUCAACCCUCCUUCAAUCAUUUUAAUUUAUGUCCACCCGGACACAAAAAAUAUGCGAAAAAGAAUCAUACCAGUUCGGAACUUCUCCAAAUAUUCUGACUGCAACAAAGCUGCUGAAAGGCUGAAAAACCAUCCAAGACACAGAGACUAUCUGAAUGAAGUGCCCCAGAGCCAGCUGGAGAAACUUCACAUCGUCCUACGAGAUCACAUGCAGGGCUUCAGCCUGGAGCACAGCCUGGCCUCAUUUCACCUGGACCCCGAGGAAGACCUCAACAAACUGGAUGAUGAGGAACUAGCUCGUAAGAAGAACCAAAUGGACAAAAUGUUUGAGAAGAACCGGAAGCUCAAAGAUGAUCCAGACUUUAUUUAUGACGUGGAAAAGCAGUUUGACAGAAAGACCCAAGAGAAGUGCAGCUGGGAUGACGAGUCAGAGGAUGGAUUUUAAAGCUGUCUGCUGAUUCUAUAAAUAUCUGACAUAACUAAGGUUGACAAAACUUUUGUUAAUAUGAACCAGUUGUUACAUUGGUAAGUUGCUUUUUCUAGCAGGGCUGUCAAACUCACAAAAGGGGCCAAAAUUCAAAACCUUUUCAAACUAUGGGCCAUUUCAGAAUCUACAUUAACUCCACUCAGAUACCCAGCAUCUUAUCUU